AUGGCAGCAACUAUGAAUUCGUCUCCCUGGAUGUGGGCUGUUGUUGGAGUUGCUGCAGUAACAGGUCUGACAACGUACGAGUACUGGGAUCGAGCAAUUGGAACUCGUAAACGAAACGAUAUACCUAAGCUUCCAAAACACUUGACGACACCAAUGUUGGGGAAUGCCCCUGCUGUGCUGAAGCGGUUUACUACCGAUCACCUGGACGCUCUGAAUGAGAAACGUAAAAUGAUUGGAAACGUUUGGUUGCUGAGUUUGCCAGGUCGACAAAUGGUCAUAACGUACAACGUGGCUGAUGUUGAAUGCAUCAUGAAGGAUCCAUACCUCUUUGUGAAGGGUGAAGCAUCACACAAGAUGGUAUUCCCAUUCUUUGGACAUGGAAUCUUUGCUGUAGAUGGCGAAGAAUGGAAGAUUCAACGUAAAACAGGCUCAAACAUCUUUACAGUCAAGAACUUUAAAGAUCACUUUGGCCCUGUCUUCCUCGAAGAAUCCGACCUAAUGUGCAAACACAUGUCUGAAUCCGCAUCCCAAAACCUCCCCAUCGACAUGCAAGACCUCCUCCUCCGCUGCACCAUCGACGGAUUCGCCCGCAUCGCUCUCGGCACAGACGUACAAGCCCUCCGCACACAAGGCUCCAACGUCAAUGGGAAAUACCGCCUCCCGGACGUGGAUUUCAUGAUUGCAUUCGAUGGUCUCCUCGCCAUCCUCACAAAAAGAUUCAUCAACCCCUUGUAUCAUAUCAGUGAAAUGUUUGAUGGGACGUAUGGCGAGAUAUUGAAGCACAAGUCCGUGCUGGAUGAGUUUGCGUUGAAGAUGAUUCGUGAGAGGACGGAGAAACCGCUUGAUAAGGAUCGGUUGAGUCGGCCGAUGGACUUGCUGGAUUUCUUUUUGGCUGCAGAGGUUGAUGCUAAUUCGGAAGAGUAUUUGAGGGAUGUUAUGCUUAAUUAUAUUAUUGCUGGUCGAGACACAACAGCACAAACCUGCUCAUGGCUGUUAUGGGAAGUAGCGAAACACCCUCACGUCGAGGAACGACUUCGAGAAGAAUUCACUCGAAUCUUGGGUGAUGGACCGCUGGACUAUUCCAACCUCAAGGAUAUGAGGUUUUCUGUUGCUGUAUGGCAUGAGACUUUACGUUUACAUGGAAACGUCCCCAACGCAAUCCGAGUAGCUACAGACGACGUAACACUUCCAAGCGGCACUAAACUCCUGAAGGGAGAUAUUGUGCAGUGGAGUUCGUGGUGUAUGGCUAGGAAUGAGGAGAUUUGGGGAGAGGACGCAAACGAAUUCAAACCAGAGCGCUGGUUGAAUGAAGAGGGGAACUUGAUUCGAGUUUCUCAAUACCAAUGGCCUGUUUUCAACUGUGGUCCAAGAAUCUGCCUUGGAAUGAACAUGGCAACGCACGAAGCACUAAUCCUAAUGUCAGACAUAUAUCGACGCUUCCACCUCGAACUGGUGAAUGAAGACGAUAAAUCCAAAUGGGGUGUUUGGAAUGAGGAUCCAGCCAAGAGGCGUGGGAGAUAUGGGCUUGGUGUUACGUUGAGCAUGCGUGGAGGUGUUGAAUUCAAGGUUCAUCAUGUGUCUAAAUAA
Molecule: messenger RNA, 1587 nt
Organism: Synchytrium microbalum
Lineage: Eukaryota; Fungi; Chytridiomycota; Chytridiomycetes; Synchytriales; Synchytriaceae
Exons: 13
Coding region: 1-1587 (528 amino acids)
Molecular function (GO): heme binding; monooxygenase activity; iron ion binding
Source: RefSeq, a predicted model, not a curated record